GGCUUUUCGUUUGUUGCAGGUGCGAUAUUCGAGCAAGGCACGACGGAAGUGCAGUCGGCGUUCAAGUUCGCGAUGCUCACGCACAACGAGAACGUGACCGGGGACGGGCUCGCCGGGCGACGCUUCGAGUUGCAAGCCUACGUCGACGUCAUCAACACAGCCGACGCCUACAAACUCUCCAGACUAAUUUGCAAUCAGUUCUCAAGAGGAGUGUUUGCCAUGCUGGGGGCGGUCAGCUCUGACUCGUUCGACACGUUGCACUCCUACAGCAACACUUUUGAAAUGCCUUUCGUCACACCCUGGUUUCCUGAAAAGGUGCUGUCACCAUCAUCCGGCUCGAUAGACUACGCAAUAAGCAUGCGGCCGGACUACCACCAGGCCAUCAUCGACGUCAUCAAGCACUACGGCUGGCGCCACAUAGCAUACCUCUACGACUCGCACGACGGUCUCUUGCGGUUGCAACAAAUUUAUCAAGGGCUGCAGCCAGGUUCAGAGCUUUUUCGUGUAGAUGUAGUUAGAAGAAUAUCAAACGUUUCCCAAGCAUUAGACUUCAUCCAUGCCUUAGAAGUCAUUGACAGGUGGAGUCACAAAUACAUCGUCCUUGACUGCUCAACGACGAUGGCGAAAGAAAUAGUCGUAGCGCACGUUAGAAAUAUAACACUAGGCAAAAGAAUUUACCACUAUCUCCUGUCCGGUCUGGUUAUGGACGACCAAUGGGAGAAUGAAGUGAAAGAGUAUGGCGCAAUCAACAUUACGGGGUUCCGAAUCGUGGAUCCGAGCCGAAAAUAUGUCCAAGACUUCCUUCGGGGGUGGCACCAACUCGAACCCACAAAAUCGCCAGGCGCCAACCACGAAUCAAUCUCGGCGCAAGCGGCACUGAUGCAUGACGCGGUGUUCGUGCUGGUGGAGGUGUUCAACAAGAUCCUGCGCAAGAAGCCGGACACGUUCCGGAACAACCUCCGCCGCGGGCAGAUGAUCAACAACGGAACCCGCGGCAUCGACUGCAACACCAGCAAGGGCUGGGUCACCCCGUGGGAGCACGGCGAGAAGAUCUCCUCUCAGCUCCGCAAGGUUCAAAUCGAAGGCCUCACGGGAGAGAUCAAAUUCAACGAAAAUGGGAAGCGAAAAAACUACACUUUGCACGUGAUGGAGAUGACUAUGCACAGUGCAAUGGUUAAGGUGGCUGAAUGGUCUGAUGUGUCCGGUUUGACAGUACUUGCUCCGAAGAAUGAGAAGCCACGACCACCGACAGAAAUAGAGAAGAACCGCACCUACAUUGUCACAACGAUUACGGAGGAGCCUUACAUCAUGUUCAAGAAAGCAGAGCCUCACGAACAACUGGUUGGUAACGACAGAUUCGAAGGCUACUGCAAGGAUUUGGCGGAUCUCAUAGCGAAGAAGCUGGAUAUUAACUAUGAGCUGCGACUGGUGAAAGAUGGGAAAUACGGGGCGGAGAACCCGGAUAAAAAGGGUGGUUGGGACGGCAUGAUCGGCGAGCUCGUCCGAAGGGAGGCGGACAUGGCGAUCGCGGCGAUGACGAUAACGGCGGAGCGGGAGCGGGUGGUGGACCUGAGCAAGCCGUUCAUGUCCCUGGGGAUCAGCAUCAUGAUCAAGAAGCCGGUCAAGCAGAAGCCCACCGUCCUGAGCUUCCUGAGCCCGCUCUCCAAGGAGAUCUGGGUCUGCGUCCUCUUCAGCUACGUCGCCGUCAGCAUCGUCCUCUUCAUCGUCUCCCGCUUCUCGCCGUACGAGUGGCGCCUCGUCAGCUACUCCGAGACCGUCCAUCACAACCAGGGCAUGGCCCCGGCCCCCGCCGUCCUCACCAACGACUUCAGCAUCUUCAACAGCCUCUGGUUCGCCCUCGGGGCCUUCAUGCAGCAGGGCAGCGACAUCUCCCCCAGGUCGAUCUCAGGGCGGAUAGUAGGCAGCGUGUGGUGGUUUUUCACGCUGAUCAUAAUUUCGUCGUACACGGCCAACCUGGCGGCAUUCCUCACCGUUGAAAGGAUGGUCGCCCCGAUCAACUCCGCGGAGGAUCUCGCCGCGCAAACGGAGGUCCAAUACGGCACCCUCAAAAGUGGCUCCACCUUGGAAUUCUUCAAGAAGUCGCAGAUCACGCUGUACCAGAAGAUGUGGGAGUUCAUGAACGCGCGGCCGCACCUGUUCGUGUCGACGUACGACGAGGGGAUCCGGCGGGUGCGAUCCUCGAAAGGGAAGUACGCGCUGCUCAUCGAGUCGCCCAAGAACGAGUACGUCAACGAGAGAGAGCCGUGCGACACCAUCAAAGUCGGACGCAACCUCGACUCCAAGGGCUUCGGCAUCGCCACCCAGCUCGGAUCGCCCCUCAGCAAUCCAAUAAACUUAGCAGUUCUAUCCCUGACGGAAAAUGGAGAGCUGGCUAAACUGAUGAACAGGUGGUGGUACGACCGAACUGAAUGCAAACUCGAUGAUCGGGAUCCAACUCGGAAUGAACUGUCAUUGAGCAACGUAGCUGGUAUUUUCUACGUCCUCAUUGGUGGACUGAUUCUCGCCAUGGCUGUUGCUCUGCUGGAAUUCUGCUACAAAUCACAUUCAGAAGCCUCUCGCGCGAAGAUUCCACUCACAGAUGCUAUCAAAGCAAAAGCACGGCUAACGAUAGGAAGUAGAGAAUAUGAAAAUAACAGGAAACGAGAGACUCUGUAUCAAUACUACGCGUCGGGGAACCAGAUGAACCAGUUGGACAGUGAUCAAGUUCUGCACAGUAACACCCACACUCAAGUUUGAUAAUACUUUUGAGCGGCUCAAUUUUCAGCGAUUCUCAGGGCAAUUUUUAGACAAAUAGUUUAAAAUGAUAAGGCUGAGGAAAGAUCGGCGAAGGGGACCCGUAGUCCGGAUUAGAGUCCCUUUAUACUAAGAGUCAAGACAAUUUGAAUCCAUUUCUGAUUGGUUCCCGUAUUUUAGGCCUCCACAGUGU
Molecule: messenger RNA, 2947 nt
Organism: Bemisia tabaci
Lineage: Eukaryota; Metazoa; Arthropoda; Insecta; Hemiptera; Aleyrodidae
Source: RefSeq, a predicted model, not a curated record